Messenger RNA from Chilo suppressalis (striped riceborer), 1492 nucleotides. Lineage: Eukaryota; Metazoa; Arthropoda; Insecta; Lepidoptera; Crambidae. The record is from the annotation of a GenBank genome assembly.
GUGGCUUACGUAUAAUUUCCGAUCCGAGAUAAUGUAAUUUUUCUAUUUUAGGCAGUUGAAAUUAUUUCUCCUCACAAUGUCUUCUUCAGCAAUAUACAUUUUAGAUGUUAAGGGCAAAGUCCUUAUUUCGAGAAAUUAUCGAGGAGAUGUAGACAUGAGUGUCAUUGACAAAUUCAUGCCUUUACUUAUGGAAAAAGAAGAAGAAGGAAUGCUGACUCCGCUACUGCAAACUACUGAGUGCACAUUUUCUUACAUUAAAACCAACAAUUUGUAUAUAGUAUCCACUACUAAGAAGAAUGCAAACAUUGCACUUGUUUUUGUAUUCUUGUACAAAAUUGUCGAAGUUAUGACAGAAUAUUUCAAAGAACUGGAGGAGGAGAGUAUUCGGGACAACUUUGUUGUUAUUUACGAGCUCCUAGAUGAAUUGAUUGACUUUGGGUAUCCACAAACAACAGAUAGUAAGAUUCUCCAAGAGUACAUUACUCAGGAGGGUCACAAGUUGGAAAUGCAGCCUCGAAUACCCAUGGCAGUUACAAAUGCUGUGUCGUGGCGAUCUGAAGGCAUCAAGUAUAGAAAAAAUGAAGUUUUCUUGGAUGUAAUUGAAUCGGUAAAUUUAUUGGCUAAUUCAAACGGAAAUGUUCUCAGGAGUGAGAUUGUUGGAGCAAUUAAAAUGCGUGUAUACUUAUCUGGCAUGCCUGAGUUGAGACUUGGCCUGAAUGACAAAGUCUUAUUUGAAAGCACAGGCAGAGGUAAAUCUAAGUCUGUGGAGUUAGAAGAUGUUAAGUUCCACCAGUGUGUCAGAUUGUCACGUUUUGAAAAUGAUAGAACAAUAUCUUUCAUUCCACCUGAUGGUGAGUUUGAACUCAUGUCAUACAGGCUGAACACACAUGUGAAACCUUUGAUUUGGAUUGAAUCUGUUAUUGAGCGUCAUGCUCAUUCAAGGGUAGAGUAUAUGAUAAAAGCCAAGUCCCAGUUCAAACGGCGCUCAACAGCUAAUAAUGUGGAGAUCAUUAUACCAGUUCCGGCUGAUGCUGACUCUCCUAAGUUUAAAACUACAAUUGGCAGUGUAAAAUAUACUCCUGAGCAGAAUGCAAUCACUUGGUCUAUAAAAUCAUUUCCAGGUGGCAAGGAGUAUUUAAUGAGAGCACAUUUUGGUUUGCCAUCAGUUGUGUGUGAAGAACUUGAUGGAAAGCCUCCAAUACAAGUUAAGUUUGAGAUCCCAUAUUUCACAACUUCAGGCAUACAAGUAAGGUAUUUGAAGAUUAUUGAAAAAAGUGGAUACCAAGCUUUACCUUGGGUUCGGUAUAUAACACAAAAUGGAGACUAUCAACUGAGAACUAACUGAAUCAUACAUUCCCUUUUAUUGCACUAAGUUAUCUUAUUUUUGAACUUACACUCCAUUGUCAUAUUUUAGAUAGUUUAAGUAAUGGAUAUAGUAUUAUGUAUUGAAUAUUUUGACACAAUAAUAAAUGGUUAUUCUUGAAGUAUUUAA